Molecule: messenger RNA, 10604 nt
Organism: Clupea harengus (Atlantic herring)
Lineage: Eukaryota; Metazoa; Chordata; Actinopteri; Clupeiformes; Clupeidae
Gene: celsr1b
Product: cadherin EGF LAG seven-pass G-type receptor 1b
Biological process (GO): G protein-coupled receptor signaling pathway; homophilic cell-cell adhesion; cell surface receptor signaling pathway
Cellular component (GO): plasma membrane
Molecular function (GO): G protein-coupled receptor activity; calcium ion binding
Source: RefSeq, a predicted model, not a curated record
UCAUGCAAAUUACGCCUGGGGGAGUGGAGUUACGGAGCCAUUUUGGAUCGAUUUAAAACUUAACGGGGGAAGAAUGUGACGACACUCACAGAUUUGUCCCGUCGGUUUCUCAUUCAGUGACCAGCAUGGAGCAGGACUGUACAGAGCCAUGCAGAAUGGAAAGAUAAACACAACGGAUGUAUUUUUGAAAACUUCAUGAAGCUAAAACCAUGGGAUUACAAACGAAGUGGUUAUGGUUGAGUUUUUUUCUCCAAGUUACUUCAUGCGGAUGCUUUGAUUUACACAUUUCAGAGACUUUGCAAGCGGGGACCUUGUUGGCUAAUUUAUCUCUUGGACCUGGAUGGAGUUAUACAAUUGUUAGAACAUUGACUCCGAGAUAUGUAUCGCACUUUUUGCAAUUAGGACGAAAUGAUGGAAUAUUAACUCUUUCGAAAACAGUUGCUUGUGCGCACUUGAAGAAGAACCCAGCACUGUUGUAUUUUAAAAUUACUUCUUUAACAUCUGAAAACUUUGUAUUAACUCACUUCAAUACGUAUGUGCAUGGACAAGAUUGUUUUAUCAAGUAUAAAAGAAAGACCCUGACGCCUGACGCUGUUAUAUCUUUCGAACUGGAAGGGUGGACACCCCCAUGCUUUUCGAUAGGUGAUUUGCUUUUGGAUAUAAGCAAACAUUUUCCUGUGGCUAAUCGAGGUUUUCACUUACCUCAUUCUGAAUGUUUAGAAAAAAACUUAAAAACCACAGUUAAAGUGGGCAGUGUUGGUGAGGAUAUCUGUAUACUUCAUAAGGAGCGUUGGGACCUGGACUUUUUCUGCAACGUGCGGAACACCCUGAACACUGCGUUUUUCGUGCGUUUAAAAAUAAGACUCAAGUCUAAACCGAAGCAUGGAUUGUUUAUGAACUCUGACCAUGACGAUCUAUGGAUCAAACGUAAGAAGAGAAAUGUGAACACAGCCCCACAGUUUCAACUGCCGAACUACCAGGUGUCUGUCCCAGAGAACGAACCCUCGGGAACUCGCGUGAUAACUCUGAAAGCGCUAGACACAAAUGAUGGAGAUGCAGGGAAAGUUGAAUAUGACUUGGAGGCCCUUUUUGACAGUAGGUCUAAUGAUUACUUUCAAAUUAACGAACAGACCGGUAGCGUGACAACUUCGCAACCCCUGGACCGAGAGGUAAAAGAUACACAUGUUUUCAAAGUUACUGCAACUGACUCAGGUGUUCCUAAAAGAUCCGCUACUGCCUAUCUUACUAUCACAGUUAGUGAUACGAAUGACCAUAGUCCCGUGUUUGAACAGUCCGAGUACAGGGUCAGCAUCCGUGAAAAUGUUGAGGUGGGGUUUGAGGUCAUGACAAUUAGGGCAACAGAUGGUGACGCGCCGUCAAAUGCGAAUAUGGUUUAUAAGAUUGUUAAUGAGGAAAGCUUGAACGGAGGAUUUGAAAUAGAUCCCAGGAAUGGACUGGUUAAAACAAAAAUUCGCCCAGAUCGAGAAAUCAUGUCCAAGUAUAAAUUGAUAGUUGAGGCCAAUGAUCAGGGUAAAGACCCUGGUCCACGCAGUGCCUCAGCCACUGUGCACAUCUCAGUGGAAGAUGAAAAUGACAACUAUCCCCAGUUUACAGAGAAACGAUAUGUUGUACAGGUGCAAGAGAACAUACAAGUUAACUCUCAAGUGGCUCUUGUUAAAGCCACAGAUAAUGAUAAAGGAAAUAAUGCUAAAGUCCACUACAGCAUCAUCAGUGGCAAUGUGAGAGGCCAGUUUUACAUUCACUCUCCAACGGGGGCCAUAGAUGUCAUCAGUCCUCUGGAUUAUGAGAUGAUGAGAGAGUAUACCUUACGCAUAAAGGCACAGGAUGGGGGUCGACCACCAUUGAUCAACAGCACCGGACUGGUCGUGGUUCAGGUGGUGGAUGUCAAUGACAACGUCCCCAUGUUUGUCAGCACACCAUUCCAAGCUUCUGUGUUGGAGAAUGUGGCAAUUGGUAACUCUGUGAUUCACAUCCAGGCCAUUGAUGGAGACUCUGGGAAUAAUGCCCACCUUGAAUACAGGCUGAUAGACAUGCAGCCCGGCUUUCCCUUCGCCAUCAACAACAGCACAGGCUGGAUUACAGUUUGCGCCGAACUCGACAGAGAGACCACAGAGUUUUACACGUUUGGUGUUGAAGCAAGGGAUCACGGGGUUCCCGUGAUGUCCUCCUCAGCCAGUGUGAGUGUGACGGUGCUGGAUGUGAAUGACAACAUUCCCACCUUCACGCAGAAGGUGUACUCUCUGAAGAUUAAUGAGGAUGCUGUGGUGGGCACCGGCGUGGUGACCGUGAUGGCCAUCGAUCGAGAUGUGAACAGUGUGGUGACUUAUCAGAUCUCUAGUGGGAAUACACGGAACAGGUUCGCAAUCAUUAGCCAGAGCGGGGGUGGGCUCAUCUCGCUUGCUCUGCCGCUGGACUACAAGCAAGAGCGGCAGUAUGUCCUGACCGUGACGGCCUCUGACGGCACACGCCAAGACACGGCACAAAUCUUUAUUAACGUAACAGAUGCAAACACUCACCGACCCGUGUUCCAGAGCGCAAACUACCAAGUGCUUGUCAGCGAGGACCGGCCUGUUGGCUCUACUGUGGUCGUGAUUAGUGCCACAGAUGAGGACACGGGUGAGAAUGCCCGCAUCACCUACGUCAUGGAGGACAAUGUGCCACAGUUCAAAAUCCAUCCUGACUCAGGGGCCAUCACCACCCAGACUGAGAUUGACUAUGAAGACCAGGCAUCUUACACACUGGCCAUCAUUGCUCGUGACAACGGCAUUCCUCAGAAGUCUGACACAACCUAUGUGGAAAUCAUUGUUCUGGACGCCAAUGACAAUGCACCACAGUUUGCGAGGGACAUGUACCAGGGCACAGUGUUAGAGGAUGCUCCUGUUUACACCAGUGUCCUCCAGAUAUCUGCCUCGGACAGGGACUCCGGGUCUAACGGAAGGGUUAGCUACACUUUCCAGGGUGGAGAAGAUGGUGAUGGAGAUUUCUUCAUUGAGCCCUACUCUGGAAUCAUCAGAACAGCCCGCAAGCUUGACAGGGAGAAUGUGCCUGUGUACAUCCUGAAAGCCUUCGCUGUGGAUAAAGGAGUCCCACCCUUGAAGGCAGUUGUGGACAUUCAGAUCUCAGUACAGGACAUUAAUGACAAUGCGCCGGUGUUUGACAAAGACGAGUUGUUCAUUUUUGUGGAGGAAAACAGCGCCGUAGGAUCCACAGUGGCCCGGAUCAGUGCCACAGAUCCAGAUGAGGGAACCAAUGCCCAGAUCUUGUAUCAGAUUGUGGAGGGAAACUUCCCAGAGGUGUUCCAGCUGGAUAUAUUCAAUGGAGAUCUAAUUGCACUCACUGAUCUCGAUUACGAGUCCAAGGUAGAGUAUGUGAUCGUGGUCCAGGCCACGUCUGCGCCUCUAGUCAGCCGGGCCGUUGUACACAUCCGUCUGGUGGACAUCAACGACAACCCCCCGGUGCUGCAAGACUUUGAGAUCAUCUUCAACAACUAUGUCACCAACAAGUCAAACAGCUUUCCCUCUGGAGUUAUUGGAAAGGUUCCCGCACACGACCCCGACGUGACAGACAAGCUGGUCUACACGUUUGAGGAUGGGAAUGAGCUGAGUCUGCUGCUUUUGAACCAAGACACCGGGGAGCUUAAGCUGAGCAGGGAUCUGGACAACAACAGGCCUCUGGAAGCCACCAUGAGGGUGUCUGUGACAGAUGGCAUCCACAGUGUCGAUGCCCUCUGCAUGUUGCGCGUCACCAUCAUCACGGAUGCCAUGCUGACCAGCAGCAUCACCGUGCGUCUGGAGAACAUGUCCCAGGAGCGCUUCCUCUCCCCGCUGCUGUCGCUCUUCGCCCGCGGUGUCGCCACCGUCCUCUCCACGGGCCCCGACGGCGUUUUCAUCUUCAACGUCCAGAACGACACAGACAUCGCACACGGCGUCAUCCUGAACGUCACCUUCUCGGCGCUGAUGCCUGGCGGCGGCGGCCCCGGCCGUUACUUCCCGUCUGAGGAGCUGCAGGAGCGCGUCUACCUGAACCGCACGCAGCUGCAGCACCUGUCCGGUCAGCGCGUGCUACCCUUCGACGACAACGUGUGCCUGCGCGAGCCCUGCCAGAACUACAUGAAGUGCGUGGCCGUGCUACGCUUCGACAGCUCGGCGCCCUUCAUCUCGUCCGACACCGUGCUCUUCAGGCCCAUCCACCCCGUGGCGGGCCUGCGUUGCCGCUGCCCCGACGGCUUCACGGGUGACUACUGCGAGACAGAGAUUGACCUCUGCUACUCGGGCCCGUGCCAGAACAACGGCCGCUGCAUCAGCCGCGAGGGGGGCUACACGUGCGAGUGCCAGCCAUACUUUACAGGUGAGCACUGUGAGGUGAACGCCCGCUCAGGCCGCUGCGUGCCCGGCGUGUGCAAGAACGGCGGCCGCUGUGUGGACCUGCUGGUGGGCGGCUUCAUGUGCCAGUGCCCCGACGGCGAGUAUGAGAAGCCCUACUGCGAGAUGACCACCCGCAAUUUCCCCGGCCAAUCCUUUAUCACCUUCCGGGGCCUGAAGCAGCGCUUCCACUUCACCGUGUCUCUCAUGUUUGCCACUCGUGAGAGGAAUGCCCUGCUGCUGUACAAUGGGAGGUUCAACGAGAAGCAUGACUUCAUCGCCCUGGAGAUCUCUGAGGAGCAGAUCCAGCUGACAUUUUCUGCCGGAGAGACUAAAACAACAGUGUCUCCAUUUGUUCCUGGAGGGGUCAGUGAUGGCCAAUGGCAUGUUGUCCAGCUGCACUACUACAACAAGCCCAACAUCGGACGCCUCGGCACCCCCCAUGGACCUUCGGGGGAGAAGGUAGUCGUGGUGGCUGUUGACAACUGUGACGUUGCCAUGGCAGUACGUUUCGGAAGCCAGAUCGGAAACUACACCUGUGCUGCUCAGGGCACUCAGACAGGACAGAAAAAGUCACUGGACCUGACAGGGCCUCUGCUGCUGGGCGGCGUACCCAACCUCCCUGAGGACUUCCCUGUGCGCACUCGGAACUUCGUGGGCUGCAUGAGGAACCUCACCAUCGACAGAAAGCCAUUGGACAUGGCCAGCUUCAUCGCCAACAACGGCACCACUGCAGGCUGUGAUGCCAAAAGAGACUUCUGCACCGCGAGUGAGUGUCAAAACGGGGGUCUGUGUGUAAACAAGUGGAACACAUACUUUUGCAGCUGUCCGCUGGGCUACGGCGGGAAGAACUGUGAACACGCCAUGCCCUCCCCCCAACACUUUGACGGGCACGCUCUGGUGUCGUGGACCGACCCGGACGUUACCAUCGCCGUGCCGUGGUACAUGAGCCUGAUGUUCCGCACCCGCAAGGGCACAGGCACCUUACUGCAGGCCAACGCCGGGGACUUCUCCAAAAUCAUCCUCCUGAUCAGCAACAGGCACGUCCGCUUCCUGGUCUAUCUGGGGGUGACACGGGUGGCCCUGCUAGAACUCUCCCAGGUCCGCGUGAACGACGGGGAGUGGCACCACGUCAUCAUGGAGCUGAAGAGCGUCAAAGACGGAAAAGACAUCAAAUACAUGGCCCUGGUGUCUCUAGACUACGGCAUGUUUCAGAGGAGUGUUGAGAUCGGGAAUGAGCUUCCAGGCCUGCGACUGAAGAGUCUGCACUUGGGAGGCAUCCUCAAGAAAGACGGUUCCGUGCAAAAUGGGUUCCACGGCUGCAUACAGGGCGUGAGAAUGGGAGAGACAGCCACCAACACGGCCAACAUAAACAUGCGCCAGGCUCUGAGGCUGCGGGUGGAGGAGGGCUGUGAGGUAGUCGACGCCUGCCUGUCCUCUGUCUGUCCCCUGCACAGCCGCUGCACGGACACCUGGGCCUCACACUCCUGCGUCUGUCAGACAGGCUACUUCGGGCGGGACUGUGUGGACGCGUGCCUGCUGAACCCCUGUGAGCACUCAUCGUCCUGCGUGCGCCGGCCCGGCACUCCCCGCGGCUACAGCUGUGAGUGCGGCCCGGACUCCUACGGCCAGUACUGCCAGAACAAAGCAGAGCAGCCGUGUGCCCGUGGCUGGUGGGGUAACCCUGUCUGUGGCCCGUGCAAGUGUGACGUCAGCAAAGGUUUCAACAGAGACUGCAACAAGACCACGGGGGAAUGCCGCUGUAAGGAUAACUAUUACCGGCAGCCGGGCAGUGACUUCUGCUUCCCCUGUGACUGCUUCCCUCUGGGAGCGCACACUCGCACCUGUGACCCGCACACGGGGCAGUGCGCUUGCAAGACCGGUGUGGUGGGUCGCCAGUGCAACCGCUGUGACAACCCCUUUGCAGAGGUGACCCCCAACGGAUGUGUGGUGGUGUACGACGGAUGCCCCAAGGCCUACGACACAGGAAUCUGGUGGCCCAAGACGCCGUUCGGUCGCCCCGUUGCCAUAAAUUGCCCAAAAGGAUCCACAGGGACGGCUAUCCGACAUUGUAGCGAUGAUAAGGGAUGGCUGCCUCCACAGCUCUUCAACUGCACCUCCAUCUCAUUCGCCCAGCUGAAGAAAGAGAAUGAGGAGCUGCGAGGGAAUGUGUCCAUGGUGGAUGCAGAGAGGUCCAGGAGCAUCACUAGCCUGCUGCGCUCCGCCGCCGUCCACACCCCUCAUCUCUAUGGCAACGACGUGAAAACAGCCUACCAGCUUCUGGCCCUGGUGUUGCAGAGGGAGAGCCAGCAGCAGGGCUUCGAGCUGACUGCCACGCACGACAUGCUCUUCAACGAGAAUGUCUUUAAAGCUGGUAGCACCAUCCUUGACCCAGUUAACAAAGAGCACUGGGAUCAGAUCCAACAAUUUGAAGGGGGCUCUGCUCUUCUGCUGCGAGGCUACGAGGAGUAUGCCAACACCAUGGCCCAGAACAUGAAGAAGACCUACCUGCGGCCCUUCACCGUGGUUACCGAAAACAUGAUUGUGUCUGUGGACUAUGUGGACUCCUCUGGCACAGACCUGGCGAAGAUCCCUCGUUUCCAUGAGAUCCAGGAGGUCUACCCUAGAGAGCUGGAGUCCUCUGUCCUCUUCCCAGACAUGUCCUCCAGACCAGCAGAGAACAAAGUUUCAGUCACGGAAGAACCACCUGUUGAGACCAGCCCCACCCAGGAUUUUGUGGACCACACGGGCCCAACAGGGUCUCCGGAUAUGAUUGGGCCGUCUUUGAAAAAAAGACGUCACGCAGAGGUGGAUGACCCUUCCCUUGUUGCCGUGGUGAUUGUCCACAGAUCUCUUGGUCAGCUGCUGCCGGAGAGCUACGAUCCUGAUCGCCGGAGUCUGAGGCUGCCCAACCGUCCGGUCAUCAACACUCCCAUUGUGAGCAUUGCUUUGCACAGGGACGGGGAGCCCCUGAUGGUCCCCCUGGAGAGACCCGUCAUUGUGCGCCACCGGCUGCUGGUGGCGGAGGAGAGGACCAAGCCACAGUGUGUGUACUGGAACCACAGCAUUGGGGUCUCAGGGGCAGGUGCCUGGUCCUCUAAAGGCUGUGAGAUGGUCUUAAGGAACAGCACGCACAUCAGCUGCCAGUGCAACCACAUGAGCAGCUUCGCUGUGCUGAUGGACAUAUCCAAAAGAGAGCAUGGAGAUGUGCUGCCCCUGAAGGUCGUGACCUACACCACGGUGUCCGCCUCGCUGGUGGCCCUCCUCAUCACCUUCCUCCUGCUGGCCAUACUGCGGCGGCUGCACUCCAAUUUGCACAGCAUCCACAAGAACCUGGUAGCCGCCAUCUUCCUCUCCGAAUUCAUCUUCCUCAUGGGCAUCAACCAGACCGACAGUCCGUUUGUGUGCACCGUGGUGGCUAUUCUCCUGCACUACUCCUACAUGUGCACGUUUGCCUGGAUGUUUGUGGAGGGCCUGCACAUCUACCGCAUGCUGACUGAGAUGCGCAACAUCAACCAGGGACACAUGCGCUUCUACUACGCCAUCGGCUGGGGCAUCCCCGCCAUCAUCACAGGGUUGGCAGUGGGCCUGGACCCCCAGGGCUAUGGGAACCCGGACUUCUGCUGGCUCUCGGUCCAUGACACCCUCAUCUGGAGCAUCACCGGGCCCAUAGCUGUAGUGGUGCUGAUCAACAUCGUGAUAUUUGUGCUGGCAGCCAAAGCAUCUUGCAGGAGGAAUCAGCGCACCUUUGAGAAGUCUGGAGCAGUCUGUGCGCUGCGUGUGGCCUUCCUGCUGCUGCUGCUCAUGAGUGCCACGUGGCUGCUGGGCCUGAUGGCAGUCAACAGUGAUGUCCUGACCUUCCACUACCUCUUUGGCAUCCUCAGCUGCCUGCAGGGCAUCUGCAUCUUCUUCUUCCACUGCAUAUUCAACAGAGACGUGCGGAAGAACUUAAAGGAUGUCUUCACUGGGAAGAAACUGCAGGUGGAGGAGUUGAGCACGACCAGGGCCACCCUCCUGACCCGCUCUCUGAAUGGUAAUACAUACAUAGAGGAUGGAGCCCUGUACAGGACCCCCAUUGGAGAGUCCACUGUGUCUAUGGAAAGCAAUUUCAGGUCAGCAAAGAGCCACAGCAGCAGUUACCGAUCUUAUACACUCAGGGAGGACUCGGCUCAGAAGCGAAGCGGAUCAGUGGGCACGACAGCCAAAGGUGGCCACGACGAAGGCGACUCGUCCCUCUUCUUCCGAAAGCGCAAAAAGGGCGAUGACUCAGAUUCUGACAGUGAGCUCUCUGUGGACGAUCGCAGCAGCUCCUACGCCUCCUCACACUCAUCAGACAGCGAGGCUGAGGAGACGAGCCCCAAGCACAAGUGGAACAAUGAGAGGACCCCACUGCACAGCACCCCCAAAGUGGACACGGUGUCCAAUCAUGUGAAGCCUUACUGGCCCGUGGAGCCCCCGACAGCCAGUGAGGGUGAGGAUACUGGUGGGGUGGACAAGCUACGUGUAGAGACUAAAGUCAACGUGGAGAUGCAUCAGGAGUAUAAGCUCAACCACAACGGAGACAUACCUCAGGAGAAGCAGAGUCCAGCCAGCCAACCGAGGAGCAACCGCCAGCCAGAGCAGAGGAGAGGUAUCCUGAAGAACAAGAUCACCUACCCCCCUCCGUUAACAGAUAAGAACAUGAAGAACAGACUGAGGGAGAAGCUCAGCGACUACAACUCCUCCACUACUCCCUCCAAAACGCCGUCCAUUGAUUCCACCGAGGGCAUCCGCUCCAUCACCGGGGGCAACGGCACCCUCAUCAAACCCCCACCAAGGCCACCCGUGCCCCCUCGCAACGGACUCACCAUGGAGCUGGGCACAGAGCUGGAGCCUGUUAAUGGCGGAGAUGAGUCUGAUUCAGAUGGAAGCAACGAGACCUCUAUCUGACGAGUCAGUACAGAGCUGUGUCAUCCUCAGGAGAAUCUACAAGGUCUCACAUGAGGUUGUGGGAACAGGACUCUACGGGUGCCUUUGGGGGACAAAACUCUCCCGUGGUCCUGGCAAACCACAGCACUUCAUUCCUGUGGGGGGCAGCCUGGUCAUGGUCAUUAUCCUGCCCUGAAGAGAAAAGGGAAGAAUGUACAGUACACGUAUUGGCACUGAUCAGGACAAGGAGUCCAUUUGGGUGAUAAAGCCAUGGUCGGAACUGGGGAGCUAAAGCCUGUAGCAUGCCAAGCACAACAAAAUGUGAUACGGCAGUAGAACUUGAAUGACUUGUACUUAUUAAGCUCUCUGGAUGUCUAUCAUAAAGAGAGGCCAUGACAUGGUAUGCGCGGUCCCUUUUAUAGAGUCUUCAGUAGUGAAGGCAGGCAAGUUUAUGUUCAUGAAGUCAUGAAGUCAGCACAAUGUGGACUCUGCCAACACAGACUAUCAAAGUCUAAAAAAAAAAUACCUUUGUGCUCGUUGUUGUAGAUAUUUUGUAUUUUAAUUGAUUUAUAGUUGGAAUAAACAUUUGUAAAUUGUAAUUAGUUUUUUUGUAAUUCCUUGAAUUUCUUGAAUUGUUUUUUGUUACAGUCCAAAUAAUUUUUUGGUAGAUGUAAAAUACAGCUGACAGAUAUGGUGCCUAUCUUAAUUUCUUACUCUCUCAGUCCCAUGUUCUUGUUCGAGCAAGGUAAGUAAAGAUAUUGUUAAUGAAUUGUUGUAUACUUGUUAUUCAGUUAAGCUUAGCGAUGAGCUACACAUUCAAUCAAAAAAAUAUUUUUUUUGGCAGAACCCUUCAAAUACGUGUAGUUAUUCGUCUUGUUGUGUUAAUAUCUUUCAGAUAUUGGUUGUGUUGGAAUUCUUAUUUAUUUAUGUCGUUAAAGUAUGAUACAAAGAAAUACAGAACAUUUUUUUCAUUCAUUUUUAUUUUCAUGUGGAUAUCAUGUUACAGCUGGUUAUUUUCAUGUCAGAUGUGGUGAACAUACUCACAAGGUGAGGAAGAGUUGCAUCAGCAUAAGAACACACAAGGGUUAAACCAAACAGCACCGUCAAAAUGUACAUUUUAAACUUGUUAAACAAUGUCUUGAAUGUAUGUAUGUAUGUAUGUAAGUAUGGAUAGUUCAGUCCGCAGUAGUCGAAGUCGGAUGCUAGGAAUGAGCCAAGAUUUUUCUAACAUUCUGUAUUUUGGUUACACAUUUAGGUUGUUUGUGCUCUGUAAUUGUGCAGGACUUUUCAUUACAGUCUAGUUUGAUUAAAGUA